Molecule: messenger RNA, 970 nt
Organism: Brassica rapa (field mustard)
Lineage: Eukaryota; Viridiplantae; Streptophyta; Magnoliopsida; Brassicales; Brassicaceae
Product: 26.5 kDa heat shock protein, mitochondrial
Biological process (GO): response to heat
Source: RefSeq, a predicted model, not a curated record
AUAAAUCAUACAAUAAAGUGAAGAAGAUCCAUCUUUAUAAACCCACCAAGUCUUGGAUUUUUCCUUCAAAUUCAGAACAAGAAAACAGAAUCAAGGAGAUUUAUCUGCUUACAGAAAUGGCUUUGGCUCGUUUGGCUUUGAGAAACCUUCAACAAAAGUUGUCUUCUACCUUCAUGUGUCCAAGUGGUUAAAAAUGUUUGGUCGGGAACCGACAUAGCCAGAGUAAGCUUAACAGAUUCAUGGCUAGUUCGAGUGGCGAACAAGAGGAAAAGAAGAGUACAGAAGUUAGUGUGUCUGAGAAGAAGUCCCCUAGACGGAUUUUCCCCAGGAGACGUGGUCGGAAAAGUUUAUGGCGUAACACUGACGAUCAUGACUAUUUUGCUCCCGCACUAAAUGGGAUCUUUCCUCCGAGUCUAGGAAAUGCUCUAAUGCAAGCAACGGAGAACAUAAACAGGAUAUUCGACAGUUUCGACAUUAGACCAUCUCAACUAAUGGGUCAAGUGAAGCAGCAAGACGACUGUUACAAGCUGAGGUACGAGGUUCCAGGGCUAACCAAAGAUGACGUGAAGAUCACGGUAGAUAAUGGAAUCCUAAUGAUUAAAGGAGAACACAAGGCGGAGGAAGAAGAAGGAUCACCUGAAGAAGACGAGCACUGGUCUUCAAGGAGUUAUGGUUACUACAACACGAGCUUGUCUCUGCCUGAUGAUGCUAAGGUUGAGGAAAUCAAGGCGGAACUCAAGAACGGUGUGCUUAAUGUUGUGAUUCCUAGGAUGGAGAAGCCAAAGAAGGAUGUUCAGGAGAUUUCUGUUGAGUAGAGUGACAUAGUGUGGUCUAUGUGAUUUUGCUGUUUCGAUGGAAUAAGGAAUAAAUGUUGUAUCCCUAUAUGUGUUUGUUGUGUGUGAUUAUAAUAAACUAUUUCUGAUUUGGUAGACGAAGUUUUCAAAAGAUAAUGUAAUCUAUCUCCCAAGUG